CCAGUCUUAUAAAUGUUUUAUUAUGAUUCAGAACGUUAAUGAUCAUGCAAAUAAUUAUAUAUAAAAAUAAUAAUAUGUCAUGCACAUAUCAAGUUACCAGAAAAAUUGGCCUUUUAUGAUUAUAUUGGCAAUAAUCCUGCUAAAGGUGGGCUAUUUCGUGCUGGUCCUAUGGAUAAUGGAGAUGGAAUUGCAGUAGGUUGGUUAGGUCAUGCAGUAUUUAAAGAUAAAGAAGGACAUGAAUUAUUUGUACGUCGUAUGCCUACCUUCUUUGAGACAUUUCCAGUUGUUUUAGUUGAUGAAGAGGGCAUUGUUAGAGCAGAUUUACCUUUCCGUAGAGCAGAAUCUAAAUACAGCAUAGAACAAGUUGGUGUAACCGUCGAAUUUUAUGGUGGUGAAUUGGAUAAUGUAAGCUUUAGUGUGUGACAAGAUCAAUAGAAAGCAUAAUGUCAAACAAUGUCAAUGAAAACGAAUCAAAACUCACUAACUCA
Messenger RNA from Chara braunii, 488 nucleotides. NCBI's taxonomy places the organism in Eukaryota, Viridiplantae, Streptophyta, Charophyceae, Charales, Characeae. The record is from the annotation of a GenBank genome assembly.